CUAUUACCUUGUCACUCUAUUGUUCGUAAACCAAGCUUCCGACAUGGCCUCGUUAGCAGCUUCCACAGCUGCCGCCUCCCUCGGCGUCUCCGAAAUGCUCAAAAACCCUCUCAAUUGCAGUGGUGGAGCUAGGUCGUCGCCUCCCACACCAUCCAACUCCGGCGCUCUCAAGACCGUCGCUCUUUUCUCCAAGAAGAAGGCCGCACCUCCAAAGCCCAAGGCUGCUGCAGUCGCCCCUGCCGACGAAGAGCUGGCUAAGUGGUAUGGUCCCGACAGAAGGAUUUUCUUGCCGGAAGGGCUGUUGGACAGAUCGGAGAUCCCAGAGUAUUUGACCGGAGAAGUGCCAGGAGACUAUGGAUACGAUCCUUUUGGUCUGAGCAAGAACCCAGAAAACUUUGCAAAAUAUCAAGCAUAUGAGUUAAUACACGCAAGGUGGGCAAUGCUUGGUGCUGCAGGGUUCAUUAUCCCUGAAGCCUUUAACAAAUAUGGAGCAAACUGCGGCCCUGAAGCCGUUUGGUUCAAGACCGGAGCUCUUCUCUUGGACGGUAACACCUUGAACUACUUCGGGAAGAACAUCCCUAUCAACCUUGUUGUUGCUGUGAUCGCUGAGGUCGUCCUCGUUGGUGGCGCUGAAUAUUACAGAAUCAUCAAUGGCUUGGAUUUGGAGGACAAGCUUCACCCUGGUGGUCCAUUUGACCCACUUGGGCUAGCCAAGGACCCUGACCAGGCUGCUCUGCUGAAGGUGAAAGAGAUCAAGAAUGGUCGGCUCGCGAUGUUUGCCAUGUUGGGCUUCUUCCUCCAAGCUUAUGUGACCGGAGAAGGUCCGGUCGAGAACCUUGCGAAGCACCUCAGCGAUCCUUUUGGCAACAACUUGCUUACUGUCAUUGCAGGAACUGCUGAAAGAGUUCCCACCCUCUGAUUCUGUUAUCUUUGUCCCCGAGUUGCUGCUGCUUUUUAUGCACUUUGUUGUACAUCAAACUUAUUGGACAAUUCCCAAGCACUUGAACUUUGAAGGAUUUAACCUCAAAUUUGAAGUUUAUCUUCCAUUU
This is a messenger RNA of Hibiscus syriacus, 1049 nucleotides long. Its product is annotated as chlorophyll a-b binding protein CP26, chloroplastic-like. The coding region runs from base 44 to 919 and encodes 291 amino acids. The record is from RefSeq and is a predicted model, not a curated record. Gene Ontology annotation, biological process: response to light stimulus; photosynthesis, light harvesting in photosystem I. Gene Ontology annotation, cellular component: plastoglobule; chloroplast thylakoid membrane. Lineage: Eukaryota; Viridiplantae; Streptophyta; Magnoliopsida; Malvales; Malvaceae. The transcript is spliced from 6 exons.